GUACGGCGAGUACACAAAAAUGUCAAAAAACGUCUCAUUCGCCAAUCGGUUGAGGUUGAUUGUCGCAGUAUGAGAAAAACAUACAAUUUUCGAUGACACUCGAGACUGCGCGCAUCUAGUGUUUAAACAAUAUAUUCACGAGAGUCACCUACAAUUGCGAAAAUUGUUCGACGUGUCAAAUUGAUUCUACGUGUCAAAGUACACGUAACCUCUCAAUUCAAGUUGAAUAGGCUGAGCCGGAGACGAUAGAACGACGCAAUAAUAGAAGAUAUCAUUAAAUUAUAGUGAAAAAUGUUGAAAGCAGUGAUACUGAUUGGUGGUCCCUUAAAAGGGACCAGGUUUCGGCCCCUCUCGCUGGACAUUCCAAAGCCCUUAUUCCCAGUUGCUGGGUUGCCAAUGAUCCAACAUCACAUUGAAGCAUGUACCAGAGUACCCAACCUAGGGGAAAUUCUAAUCAUUGGCUCGUACCCAACCUCUGAUUUACAUCAAUUCGUGCAAGACAUGACCCAAAUGUACGGGCUCAGCAUCCGAUACCUGCAAGAGUUCACAGCACUGGGCACAGCUGGAGGAAUGUAUCAUUUCCGUGAUCAAAUUCGCUCUGGCAGCCCUGAAUGUUUUUUUAUUAUGAAUGGUGAUGUAUGUGCCGACUUUCCGCUUCAAGAUAUGGCCAAGUUUCACAUUUCCAAACACUCUUUGGUUACUGUUAUGGCGACAGAAGCCACUCGGCAACAAUCUUUGAACUAUGGCUGCAUGGUUUUAAAAAAAGGAGGCGAAGUCGACCAUUAUGUUGAAAAACCAUCCACCUUUGUUUCUACAUUGAUCAACUGCGGUGUCUACAUCGCCUCCGCAGAUAUAUUUCAAACUAUGGCUGACACGUUUUAUGCUAAUCAACAACAGGAAAAGCUCUUGCAAUUGAACGGGAAUGGAAAAGACCCCGCAUAUAUGUCAUUUGAGCAAGAUGUAUUAAUGAGACUAGCAGGGAGCGAUCGUCUAUUUGCUUUACCCGUAACAACUUGGUGGUCCCAAUUGAAAAGUGCAGGCUCGGCAAUCUAUGCGAACAGACAUUACUUAGCUCUGUAUCGCCAAAGUCAACCUGCCAGACUGUGCGCAGCUGUACAUGGCAAGUGUCAUAUCAUCGGUGAUGUCUAUAUUCACCCCACAGCGACUGUUCACCCCACAGCUGUGUUGGGCCCAAAUGUCAGUGUUGGCGCAAAUGCCAUGGUCGGACCAGGCGUACGAAUUCGAGAGUCAAUUGUAUUAGCUGAGGCACAAAUCCAAGCGCACUCUAUCAUCUUACAUAGUAUAGUGGGUCGAGGCAGCAGAGUAGGAGAGUGGGCUAGAGUUGAAGGCACUCCGUGUGAUCCUAAUCCUGACAAACCUUUUGCAAAAAUGGAAAAUCCACCACUGUUCAACACGAAUGGCAAACUCAACCCGUCUAUCACUAUACUUGGUACCUGCGUGUCAUUAACAGCUGAGAAAAUACUACUGAACUCGGUCGUUUUACCUCACAAGAAUCUUACAAGAAGUUUCAAGAAUGAAAUCAUCUUGUAAUGCCUGCAAACAUUUUGUUAAGUGCAAUAAGAAUUGUUAACUUUCUAUAUUGACUAAGAUGUUCAACACUAUUGUUGUAAAUUUGCUUUGAGGCAUUCCAAAAUUGAAUUUCAAUUGGUACAAAGUUUUAUACACCAAUCUUUGAUACAUAUUUUUUGAAUUUACAUUGAACUUUUGUCAAUUACGCACAAUAUUUUUAUUCAAAUUAAAAAAGAAUUAGGUUUAGAUUAAA
Molecule: messenger RNA, 1783 nt
Organism: Neodiprion fabricii
Lineage: Eukaryota; Metazoa; Arthropoda; Insecta; Hymenoptera; Diprionidae
Gene: Gmppa
Product: mannose-1-phosphate guanyltransferase alpha-A
Exons: 5
Coding region: 292-1551 (419 amino acids)
Biological process (GO): biosynthetic process
Cellular component (GO): cytoplasm
Source: RefSeq, a predicted model, not a curated record